Messenger RNA from Arctia plantaginis, 1560 nucleotides. NCBI's taxonomy places the organism in Eukaryota, Metazoa, Arthropoda, Insecta, Lepidoptera, Erebidae. The record is from the annotation of a GenBank genome assembly.
AUGGAAAACUUGCUAAUUCCUCAAAAUACGACAAUAAAUGACUUAGAGUCCUACAUUGGCAUGCAACAGAAAAAGCUUUCUGUACUAAAGCGUUAUUUGAAACUUUACAUAAGAGAAAAUGAAAAAAUAAAGGAAGACGUGAUCAGUUAUUUGGAUAAUCCAUUAAAGGUUUUCAUACUUAAAAAAAGGCUGAUAUCUGACUUGGAUAACUUACCUGAAAUAAUUAAAAUUGGAUCAGCGUCCAUACCUUAUUUUUUUCUGAAACAUGUAGAUCAUAUGUACCCUGAAAAAGAGGAUUUAACAGAUGCGGCAUUAGCAGUGGCAAGGUUGGCAAACAUUUACAAUUUAGAUGUAAACGAUCUUGCCAAUGGGAACUUAAAUAACAUCGCUUAUACUUCACCAAUGACUGCUAGUGACUGCUACGAGCUGAGUCUAGCAUUGCUCUCUAAAAAUAAAUAUUUCGAGGCCGGGCGAGCAUGGAUGGUGGCAGCUCAUCGAAAAUAUAAUGAAGAAAAUGUUGCUUAUCCAUUUACAGAAGACGAGAUAGUCAAGUAUCUAAAUGAGGCGUAUAGUGUAUCAAAAUACAUGAAGAGUGCACCACCGUCAACACAGCAUAUGUUUAACAUCUAUGAUGAAGAGUCGAAGAAAAGUAUUACUGAAGACGAUUCUAAUCGCGAGCUAUUGGUUAAUCCUCCAGGUGUUCCAGAAGAGAUACGAAAACUAUCAGGUGUAGUGCAGGACCUUCAGCAGUUUCAGACGUAUCUUAAGAGUAUAUGGAAUCAAUUACAUCAACAAAGAGAGCUGGAAACAACAAGUGUAAAAGAUGAAAAAGAGCUUGAGAAUUACGAGGCACUAUGCCGCGGUGACUUAGUAGUACCAGCUAAAAUAUCUAACCGGUUAACAUGUCGUUACUUAACGGAAAAUAAUCCGUUUUUGAGAAUAGCACCCUUCAAAGUUGAAACGAUGUAUCUUAAUCCUGAUUUAAUUUUAUUUUAUGAUGUUUUAAGUGAUAUUGAAAUUGAAACUAUUAAACAAAAUGCGAAACCUUUGCUUAGUCGUGCUCAAAUUAACCAUCCUGAAACUGGUUACUUGGUCAAUGCUAGCUACCGCAUCAGUAAAGUAGCCUGGUUAAGUGACCAGGAUUCUGAGAUCAUUGCUCAAAUCACAAGACGAGUGGCUCAAAUGACCGGUUUAAAUAUGGAACUAAGUAAGGAAUUUCAAGUGGUUAACUACGGGAUCGGUGGACAUUAUGAACCACACUUUGAUUUUACUAAGAUGUCGGACGUCACUCAAGGAGGUGCUACAGUUUUUCCUGAGCUAGGUGUUAGAUUACUUCCAGUGAAGGGCACAGCCGCUUUCUGGUUCAACUUGCAUCCUUCACUAGAGGGUGACUAUGCUAUGCGACAUGCAGCCUGUCCCGUACUGCAGGGCGACAAAUGGGUGGUUAGUAAAUUUGUCCAUCGAGUACCUCAGAUAUUCAUCAGGCCCUGUGAACUUGAGUACCAAAAGGAAGGCUUUGUCAAGAAAAUUCUUGCACCUACACCCAAGACGUUAUUAUAA